AUGUACGCUUCUUCCGGACGACCAGAGCCAACAUUUCUUGCUCCCCCAGCUCCCGACCAAGCUCGAAGUAGCAUCAUCAGUAACCUUUCGCGCUUUUGGAAAUCUCGAGCAGUAGCGCCCAUUGCUGAUACAGCAUCUGAUUUACCUGCAAGAUCAGUGGUAGUGCCUCUUUUCAUGUCAGCGUCGAGGUCUUCUGGUCGAAACAAUCUCUUCGCAAGGGGUGCUCUUCCAAUGGGCUAUGCGGCGGCAAGAUCAGGCCCACCAACCUCUGUUUCUGAUGUUCCACAGCCCCUUCGUGUCCGGGCGCAACCAUCUGCGCACCAUGAUGAGGAAGGAUCCGACAUGUAUGGACCAGACACAGGGCAUGAUGCUGUGGACGAGUCCGUCUUGGCUUCAACUACUCGUUCCCAGAGGCAUAUCAACGCCGCUGGCUCACGCAGGAGUCCCCAUUCUGGGGGAACGCGCAGUGUACCGAGUGCCCGAAGCAAUGCACGAAGUGCAAGAAGCGGACGCACUAGAAGCCAAAACUCCCACAAUUCUCGAAUGAGUACGCGAAGCCGACGAAUAUUCUCGAGACGAGCAUAUCGCGAUCGCCGAGUCAAUGCAAAGGCAAAGAUAUGCUUUGCAUUUGGCAUUACAUUGAUUGUUGCGGCCAUCAUAUAUUUGGUGCUCGCAUUCACAGGCAUCGCCCGCAACACGACUUUUCAUGUCUUGUCGAUCCUGUUUAUCUUGGUCUUGACAGGAGUCUUCUGUCAUCAGCUUGUUCGGAUGUUUAUGCUCAUCAAGGCGCCACGACGACAUGCCCUGACUGCUGCUCAGAGGCGCCGGCAUGCCACCCGAGAAAGGUCGAGAAAAUAUCGGCAACAGGUCGAGGAAACCAUUCCUGAAAAACCAAUACAGAUCCAUAUGGCGAGUGACCAUGGGUAUGAGCGAGACCUCGAGGCAGCCACCGAGGUACAUGUUCAACCACCACCACCAGUGUAUGGAAAUGUUCGGGAAAGCAUUCGAAUGAAUCCAGAUUACAUCCAUUGGAGACAUGUCCCUCCUUCUCCACUGACGCCCAGCUACGAUGAAGCAGUGGGAGACAUCCAACCGAGUGCGGGAUACCGACCUCCGAGCUAUCUGUCUGAAGGAGGGGUGAGCGAAAUGGUGGAGAGCCAAAGCCGUGAUGUGGAUGCUGCUCUCGGCCACAUUCAUCCAUUGGAGAGAGAGCGAAUACGUAAUCUGACUGUUGAUGCUUUGGAAGGCCGGAAUCGGAUCUGAAGUGCCAGUUGCACUCGCUCAGGGAGUAGCCGUUGCUAUGACUAUGCUGCAGUGUUUUGAUUUCGAGAAUCCCUUUCUUCGAACAAUCUUCACGGCAAUGUAAAUGCCAUCCACAACAAUGAUGCACGUGGAUGUUGUGUACACACAUUCAGCAGAAAACGCGUAUGGAACAGAGUUGUUUUGAUUUCU
Molecule: messenger RNA, 1452 nt
Organism: Exophiala mesophila
Lineage: Eukaryota; Fungi; Ascomycota; Eurotiomycetes; Chaetothyriales; Herpotrichiellaceae
Exons: 3
Coding region: 1-1263 (420 amino acids)
Source: RefSeq, a predicted model, not a curated record